UUUACUGCGUCGCCAGUUUAUCGUCGUCGUCGUUCGGGUGGUGAAGGAAAAACAUGUCCUGGGAUUGUCUACCGUUGGAGAUCUACGAGCAGAUCUUCCAAAAUCUCGACUUUUGGGACCGUAAACCAUUGUCCCUAGUGUGUCGUCGGUGGAACCAGGCCGUGUUUUCCCGUUCACUAUGCCGAAAUUUGUGCAUCGAGUUGAGCCGUGGAGACUGGGGGAAAAGCGGAGAUUUUGAACAGGUGGUAGUGGUGGACGAAGAAGUGGUGGAAGCUAGUGAGCGUGAUUAUCGAGUGGCUUAUGUGAAAUGGUGCAAAGAUUCGGAUCCGGAGGUUCUAGUGUCGAUAGAUCGGGUGUUGACAGAGUUGGAUGAAAAGUGCCAACUUGAAGGGCUAAUAAUCGACGCACCCCUCGGCCAGAUGUUAUCGGAUUUCUUCCGUACACAUGUAGAACUACUGGCGCGUAUUAAGAAGUUACAGGUGUCCACCGAGACGAUGGACAGUAGACUGAUAAUGGAUCGGUGUGUUCUGCAGAUGGAUCGACUGGAAACGUUGUUCUGGAGAGAAGUUGUGACAAAAGACCAGCUGCAAAAUAGGAAGCCACUGUUUAUGAUUGAUGCACCCAACCUUCAAUCCGCAGUGGUGAGAUUUGGCGAUUCCGAUUCUGAUAGUGGAAUCGUAUGGCAUAAUAGCUUCUUGGAACUGAACCGGAGUGUCAAUUUGAAAGCUUUGAAGGUUCAUCUGCAUCCAAGAAUGUGGAACGAUUUCUUCGAGCAGCGACUGGAUGCUUUAGAACAUCUGACCAUCUCCCACAAGACUCAAGAUUUACAGGUUCGUGAUUGGGACGCAAUGUUCUCCAAUAUGCCCAACUUGAAGUCGAUUCAAAUGUGGGAAGUCAACGACAUAAUUCUAGAAGCAAUAAAUCGCCAUUGUCUUCACCUUCGAGUUCUCCUGUUAGACAACGUAGAUUUAACCGGAGGAUUCCUCUCAGAAAAUAGAGUGUUCCCCCAAUUGGAACACCUCCGAUUGGAAACAGCAAAGAUACAGUCCAACAAGACUCUCCAUCUGCCCAUUCUCAAGCACCUCGAAUGGUUUAACGUAAAAAACCAAGGCGACCAGAUGUUGACCUUAGCCGCUCCGAUGCUUCGCACCCUUCGCCAGUCCAAGCAGGGCGUACCGGAUUUCGUCCUUACCAGUAAGUCUCCGCUGGAAAAGCUCCAACUCGACCUAUGCGCAUCGGACAUCCCAGCGCACUUCUUCCAGCCAUUCCCGAACAUGCGUGACCUGAGCAUCCGCAUCAGCUCGGCUUGUCCGGCAUUGGAUCGGAUGAUUCCGUACUUCCGCAACAUCACCGAGUUCAUUCUGAUUGCGUACAACGCGCCACUGCAGUGCGAUCAGAUGUUGAACCAAAUGUUCAACAGCUGCGAACGUGUCACCGCGCUGACCUUGUGUGGAUUCAACCCGAACUUGGAACUGUCCUUUCCGGUGUUUGCUCAAAUUUUCCGUAAUCGAAAUCUAAAGUCUUUGAAACUGUUCGGAUUGACCAUUACGGGGAACUCAUUCCCAGUGCAACUGCCACCGGAGCUGGAAACCUUUGAAAUGCGCAACGUCAAGGUGAUGGACAUUGCAUUCGGAGCGUAUGUCUUUCCUCCCGAUGAACCAUUUCGAGUGGUGUGCAAUAAGAGCGACGACUAUUGCUGCUACUUUUCCAAGGAUUGCGAUUGAAGGGUACGACUGUGCCGAGUGCUAAAACUAAAACAGGCUGUAACAUGCUAUGAGUAUGAUAUUUA
Messenger RNA from Ochlerotatus camptorhynchus, 1789 nucleotides. RefSeq lists its product as uncharacterized. Lineage: Eukaryota; Metazoa; Arthropoda; Insecta; Diptera; Culicidae. The record is from RefSeq and is a predicted model, not a curated record. Gene Ontology annotation, cellular component: SCF ubiquitin ligase complex. Gene Ontology annotation, molecular function: protein binding. The transcript is spliced from 2 exons. The coding region runs from base 54 to 1724 and encodes 556 amino acids. Gene Ontology annotation, biological process: SCF-dependent proteasomal ubiquitin-dependent protein catabolic process.